AUGAGAGGAAAACGAUCAAAACAAUAUCGCAAGCUCAUGGAGCAAUUCUCCAUGACCUUUGGCUUUCGCGAACCAUAUCAGAUUCUAGUGGACGCAGAAAUGGUCAAGGAUGCGAAUAGAUUUACUAUGGAUCUGGCGCCCGCGUUGGAAAGGACAGUUCACGGAAAAGUGAAGCCAUUGAUUACUCAAUGCGAAAUCCGAAAACUAUACGCGAAUAAGGACCAGCCUGGCGGCAAUGCAGCGAUUGAGUUGGCCAAGACGUUUGAACGAAGGCGCUGCGGUCAUCACCCCGACCAGUACCCCAAACCUCUCGAAACGAUAGAGUGCAUGCAAUCUGUGGUCGAUCCCAAGUCAACAGGCGAGAACAAGCACCGCUACGUUGUCGCAAGCCAAAAUCUGGAUGUUCGAAGAAUGCUACGAGGAAUCAGAGGAGUCCCGCUGAUAUACAUCAAGCGGAGCGUCAUGAUCUUGGAGCCCAUGGCGGACGAGAGUGUACAAAUCCGAGAGCGAGAGGAGAAGCGAAAAUUUAGGGCAGAGCUUAAGAAAACACUGGGCAAAAGGAAACGCGAGGACAAGGACGACAAAAAUGAGGGCGAGGCCGAUGGCAAUGGAAGCGACAGCGAGAACGAAAACAAGGCAGCGCUGGCAUCCGGAUCGGAAAAGAAGCCUAAAAAGUACAGAGGAGCCAAGGGAGCGAAUCCGUUGGCCAUGAAAAAGAAGAAGACCCAGCCAUUAGAGAAGAAAGCAGCUGUGAAGAAGCCAGAUGCCGAACCAGAUGCACCAGCCAAGCGGAAGCGAAGAAGGAAGGCCAAAUCAGAGAACGGCGCAACGAACAACGCGCCAGAACCAAGCACAGCAGCUCCCAGCAAUGGCGCAGAGGAGAGCUGA
Trichoderma asperellum CBS 433.97 is the source of this 888-nucleotide messenger RNA. RefSeq lists its product as uncharacterized. Gene Ontology annotation, molecular function: small ribosomal subunit rRNA binding. Gene Ontology annotation, cellular component: nucleolus; small-subunit processome. The record is from RefSeq and is a predicted model, not a curated record. Lineage: Eukaryota; Fungi; Ascomycota; Sordariomycetes; Hypocreales; Hypocreaceae.